AUGUUUGGAGCUGUUUCGAUGCAGCGUCUUGUACUUGAUUUGGCUUCACGAGUCAACCAAUUUUCAAUCAACUUUAUUUCAGUGACUGCAACGAUGAUGCUUCAUCAAACAACCAAUUCGUAUUCUAUGUACACCGAUCAUGAAAUCGAGACUCGUACUUCUCGUAUUCGUGCUGCUAUGUUUCCCGAUUGGACACCUCCAACAUCCGCAGCUGAAGCGACGAACUCGUCAUCAAGUAUCGUCGAAUUAAUGCAUAUGCCAACUCAGCAACUCAAGAAAUCUGUUAUGGAUUUGCUCACCUAUGAGGGAUCGAAUGAUAUGUCUGGAAUGUCACUUCCAGAUUUGGUAAAACUUAUGUGUGAUCAUGAUGAAUCUGUGGUUGCAAGAGCGGUUCAUCGAGCCUACAUGCUCUCAAGAGAGGAUCCUAACUUCUUCAAUACACCUGGAUUUGACCAUAGAGCGUUCAUCGAGGCGUUGAUGCAUGCUUCAAAUAGCUCCAAUGUGAACGUUCGUCGUAACGCUAUCGGAGCUCUUUCUCAUAUGUCUGAGCAACGUGGUGGGCCGCUUCUUAUCUUUAGAAGUGGAGGACUCGCAGAAAUUAUUCGGAUGCUGUAUGAUUCGUUGGAGGUACGAAACAGUAUUGAUGUUCGCUAA
Molecule: messenger RNA, 654 nt
Organism: Caenorhabditis remanei
Lineage: Eukaryota; Metazoa; Nematoda; Chromadorea; Rhabditida; Rhabditidae
Exons: 3
Coding region: 1-654 (217 amino acids)
Biological process (GO): positive regulation of transcription by RNA polymerase II; cell adhesion
Cellular component (GO): adherens junction; catenin complex
Molecular function (GO): protein phosphatase binding; transcription coactivator activity; cadherin binding
Source: RefSeq, a predicted model, not a curated record